ACUUUUGGCAUUGCUUUUAAUUCGAUCCUCAAUAACUUUUGAAUAAGAGAUGACUUCAACUCUUCUGCCUCCUUGCAGGACCUCAAAGGAAACAUCCUUUUUUAUGUAACUUCAAAUGUUAGAUUCAGGCUUUGUGUUAAUGAGUUAAAGACGUCUAGUUUUUGUUAGUAAUUAAGAAACCUGCCAAGACAGAGUAUGUGGAACAUUGAUCAUUGUUCAAUCACGUGUUGUAAUUACGGCAGAGUGCAUAUGCAUAAAUCAAAUGAGAAAUAUAGGGAAAUAGUUAUAGACAAAGGCGGUGGUGAAAGUGAGGACUCUCCAAGUCGAGAAACAUCUCAGUUUCAAAAGGGGAUGGACAAGCAUAUCCAUCCACCAAUUGAAAACCAUUUCCUUCUUCCUCCUCAACGAGAGAAACCAUCUUCAUCAACGACUUCAUCAGGCCUUAAGUCCAUGCUAUCGUAUCCGCUCAAGGUUCGUGAUUCGUUGAAGAGAAUUGGGAAGAGCAAAAGCAUGGAACUAAUCCUUGAAGGAACUCAUGAUCCAAAAGAUGAACAAAUAGUUCAGUCUUUCCGAGAACUACUUUUCCUCGAGGGUCAGUUACCAGCUAAGCACAAUGACUAUCAUACACUUUUACGGUUUCUAAGAAUGAGAGAUUUUGAUCUGUCAAAAGCAAAAGAAAUGUUUCUGAAAUAUCUUCAGUGGCGCAAGGACUAUGGAGUUGAUGCAAUCCAACGGGAAUUUAAGUUUGUUGAGCUUACAGAGGUGAAGAAAUGCUAUCCUCAUGGAUUCCAUGGUGUAGAUCGAAGUGGUAGACCAGUAUACAUUGAAAGGAUUGGAUUGGUAGACCUAAAUGCAUUACUACAAGUAACCAAUAUAGACAGAUUUGUCAAGUAUCAUGUAUCAGAACAAGAGAAAACACUAAAUUUGAGAUUUCCCGCAAGCUCAAUUGCAGCCAAGAGACAUAUAGCAUCUACCACGAGUAUCUUAGAUGUGAAAGGAGUUGGAAUGUCUAAUUUCUCAAAGCCUGCACGAUAUCUCUUCAUGGAAAUUCAGAAGAUUGACAGCAAUUACUACCCAGAGACUCUAAACCGACUCUUCAUUAUCAAUGCUGGAUCUGGGUUCCGGAUGCUGUGGAAGGUAAUCAAGGCCUUUAUGGAUGCACGAACCUUGGCAAAAAUUAAUGUGCUGGGAUAUAACUACCUUAGUAACCUGAUUGAAGUUAUUGAUCCAAGUAAUUUGCCGACAUUUCUCGGUGGAAACUGUACAUGUGCUGACUAUGGGGGUUGCUUGUUAAGUGAUAAAGGACCCUGGAACAAUCCAGAAAUUACAGAGAUGCUUCAGGCAGUUUGUGCAACAGAAGAGGCCAAUUAUGAAGGAAACGGCGACCUAGCUUCAGAAGAUGCUUUGUUGCAUGAUGUGGAUAAUGGUGAAAAUAACGAAAACUUGAGAAAUGGGGAAAGGGCAAUGAGUGAUAGGCUUGCACCACAAAAAAUCAUGGCACUGGAAGCUGCACUUGCAGACACCAAUAAAAAAAUCGAUGCAUUGGAAGUGGCACUUGAGGACACCAAGAUGGUCUUGAAAGGGCUUGGACAGCACAUUAAAGAUCUGAGGGUUUGAACUUGUUUACAUAAAUUGUUGUUUAAAGAAUAAAGGUACAUGAUAAAUGUUCAGAUGCCCUGGAAGCAGAUGAAUAUCUAUGCACAUCAAGUUGAGAAGCAAACUGUCAUUUUAAAGGUUUUCGUUUCUGAUGAGACUUACCUGGUGGUUCUUCCCUUGGUUCUUCAGUGCUUAAGCACAGUUUAAGAAACAACUCAAAGCCACCGUAUACCGAACGGGGAUUGGAUGAUUAUGAAAGUAUAUAACUGUACCAAUGUGGUCUGGAACUCUGGAUCAAGCAAUGCAAAAUUCAUUGUGCAUAUUUCAAACUCUAUGUCAGUCUAUCUAUGUUUCCUGUU
This is a messenger RNA of Theobroma cacao (cacao), 1955 nucleotides long. The record is from RefSeq and is a predicted model, not a curated record. Lineage: Eukaryota; Viridiplantae; Streptophyta; Magnoliopsida; Malvales; Malvaceae.